UAGAUUUUUGGGUAUGGAGGGUUGGGAAUAUCAUAUCCUUAAGAUUGAAGAUGGUUUCGGAAAGCAUAUCAGAGCGGCAAAAAGCAGUAGAAGCCCAAUCCUGUGUUGAUGAGCAAGACCAAACAGAGAAUGAAAAUGAUGAUGGGAAAGGGUCAUGGAAGCACGCUGCUUUUCACGUGGCCACCACCAUAGCUACCCCUGCUGCUUAUGCUCCGCUUCCCUUUGCCGUUGCUUCUCUCGGCUGGCCUUUAGGAGUAGCUAGUUUAGUAAGCGGGACGCUGACGACUUGGUAUUCCAGCCUACUAGUUGCGUCGCUGUGGAAAUGGGAUGGGAAGAAGCACACCACAUAUCGGGACCUUGCUCGAAGUAUUUAUGGAUCAUGGGGUUUCUGGUCUGUUGCAUUUUUUCAGCAGGUGGCUUCCCUUGGCAAUAAUAUUACCAUUCAGAUUGCUGCUGGAAGCAGCCUUAAGGCAAUAUAUAAGUACUAUCACCCUGAUGGAAGCCUAACUUUGCAGCAUUUCAUCAUUAUUUUUGGAGCUUUUGAACUUUUUUUGUCUCAGCUUCCAGACAUUCAUUCACUGAGAUGGGUAAAUGCUCUGUGCACUCUCAGCACCAUUGGUUUUGCUGGUACAACCAUCGGUGUAUCAAUAUAUAAUGGAAAGAAGGUUGAUAGAAGGUCAAUCAGAUAUCGUGUUGAGGGAAGCUCAUCUUCUAAAACAUUCAAGGCCUUCAAUGCUCUUGGGACAAUUGCGUUUUCAUUUGGAGAUGCAAUGCUUCCAGAAAUACAGAGUACAGUGAGGGGACCUUCGAAAAAGAACAUGUAUAAGGGUGUUUUAGCGGCGUAUAGCAUCAUCGUUUUGUCUUACUGGCAAUUGGCCUUCUUUGGGUAUUGGGCAUUUGGUUCAGAAGUUCAGCCUUAUAUUGUAGCUUCACUUACUUCUCCAAAGUGGACAACUGUAAUGGCCAACAUUUUUGCAGUGAUUCAAAUAUCAGGAUGCUUUCAGAUAUAUUGCAGGCCAACAUUUGCAUAUUUUGAGGAGAAAAGCAAUGGCGGCUCGAGUGUCCACAAGUGUAUAAUCCGGCUGGCUUUCACCAGUCUCUACAUGGGGCUAAUAACACUGGUAGCUGCAGCAAUGCCAUUCUUUGGGGAUUUUGUUUCCAUAUGCGGAGCUGUUGGGUUUACGCCGUUAGAUUUUGUGUUCCCUGUGUUGGCACAUCUGAAAGCAGGGAGGUGGAGUCGUCGCCGGAAUUCAAAGCUCCGGCUGCCGGUGAUCGUCAUCAACGCCGCAAUCGCCAUCUGCUUCUCAGUUGUUGCCGUUCUGGGUUGCAUUGGUGCAAUCAGGUUUAUCAUAUUGGAUACUAAAACUUACUCAUUCUUUCAUGAUAUGUAGCCAACUGGGCAUUGCUAGCUCUAGCAAAUUUUAUUAAGCACCACUGAAUGAGUUUUAUUUUA
This is a messenger RNA of Ipomoea triloba (trilobed morning glory), 1453 nucleotides long. RefSeq names its product GABA transporter 1-like. Bases 51 to 1391 code for a protein of 446 amino acids. Gene Ontology annotation, cellular component: plasma membrane. The record is from RefSeq and is a predicted model, not a curated record. The transcript has 7 exons. Lineage: Eukaryota; Viridiplantae; Streptophyta; Magnoliopsida; Solanales; Convolvulaceae.